GCACAGUUUACUGCUGUCGUAAAACUUUUUGUUGUUUCGACGGGUUUUUUUUUUCUAAUUAUUAUUAUUUUAUUUUGACGGAUCAACUUUUGGAUUCCCCCGCGGUUCGUGUCUUCCUGCGGUGGUUCCGCUCACACAGGACGGACCGUGUGGAUUCAGUAUCGUCCUCUACAGGUGUCGGCCAGACCUGAAGACAGUCGCAAACAUAAACUCACAGUUGCUGCUGCUGCGAGGUGAAAUGGACCAGGAAGGAGUGAAGCUGGACCGAGACAUCUUCUCUUGUUCCGUCUGUCUGGAUCUACUGAAGCAUCCAGUGACUACUUCCUGUGGACACAGCUACUGCAUGAGCUGUAUUAAAACACACUGGGAUGGAGAGGACAGCAAGGCAAUCUACAGCUGCCCUCAGUGCAGGAAGACUUUCACACCGAGGCCUGUCCUGGAGAAAAACAUCAUGUUGGCAGAAUUGGUGGCAGAGCUGAAGAGGACUGAACUCCAAGCUGCUGCUGCUGCUAAUCCUUGCUAUGCUGGACCUGAAGAUGUGUCCUGUGAUGUCUGCACUGGGAGGAAGAGGAAAUCCAUCAAGUCCUGUUUAGGUUGUGUGGCCUCUUAUUGUGAACAACACCUCCAACCUCACUUUGAUGCACCUCCAUUAAAGAAACACAAGCUGGUGGAGCCCUCCAAGAAGCUGCAGGAGAACAUCUGCUCUCGUCAUGAUGAGGUGAUGAAGAUUUUCUGUCGCACUGAUCAGCAGCUGAUCUGUUAUCUCUGCACAAUGGAUCAACAUAAAGGACAUAAAACCGUCCCAGCAGCAGCAGAAAGGACGNUUUUCGUAAAUGUGUGUCUCAUUUAUCACUCCUUCCACUCGGUCUUCUGCUGCUGCUGCUGCGCCGUUCAGACCAGGGAGUUCAGCACCCGGGUGGAUCUGGAAGGCGGCUCUUCUUCGCUCUGUUUCCGAGGCCGACGGCGUCCCGGACACGCCUGCCGGGUGGACAGGUCGAGGAGGAAGCUGCCGCGGCCGCCUCCCGAGGGCGAAGACAGCGAAGGCGAGGGGCUGCUGAGCGUCGUCGCCAUGUACGACUUCACCGCCAAGGAGGACACCGACCUCACACUGCGACAGGGCGAGGAGUACGUCAUCCUCCACAAGCAGGACCAGCUGUGGUGGCGAGCGCAGGACAAACACGGGAACAAAGGCUUCAUCCCCAGCAACUACGUGACGGAGAAAAACCGGAUCGAGGCCAACUCGUGGUACUGCAAGAACAUCACCAGGACAGAAGCUGAGCAGCUGCUGAGACAAGAGGACAGAGAGGGCGGCUUCGUGGUGCGAGAGUCCAGUCAGAAGGGCGUCUACACCGUCUCCGUCUACACCAAAACCUUGAGCGCUACCGGAGACAUCAGACAUUACCAGAUCAAGAUCACCGACACCGGACAGUUCUUCUUGGCCGAGAAAUACACCUUCAGCUCCAUCCCCGACGUCAUCCGCUACCACGAGCACAACGCAGCAGUAGGAGUCUACCUGGACCACAGAGCAGGUGUUCUGUCUUUCUACAACAUCUCUGACACCAUGACUCUCCUCCACAGAGUCCAGACCAAGUUCACUCAGCCGCUACUUGCUGGACUUCUUGUUCUCGCUCCUGAAACCACUGCUGAGUCCAAGUGGUUUGGGAGCAAGAAAGUGGAGCAGUUCCUGAACCUUGCAGAUUUACUAAGGUUCAUGGGAGUGACCGACCAACGCAGGGGUUCUAUGGGCUUUGAGAAGACCUUCAACAGUGUCCCGUUGGAGAACCCUUUGGGGUUUUACUGCUAUUCUGUCCGUUUACAACAAAAGUGA
This is a messenger RNA of Stegastes partitus (bicolor damselfish), 1828 nucleotides long. RefSeq lists its product as uncharacterized. Bases 239 to 1828 code for a protein of 529 amino acids. The transcript has 12 exons. Lineage: Eukaryota; Metazoa; Chordata; Actinopteri; Pomacentridae. Gene Ontology annotation, molecular function: protein binding; zinc ion binding. The record is from RefSeq and is a predicted model, not a curated record.